Candidula unifasciata is the source of this 462-nucleotide messenger RNA. The record is from the annotation of a GenBank genome assembly. NCBI's taxonomy places the organism in Eukaryota, Metazoa, Mollusca, Gastropoda, Stylommatophora, Geomitridae.
AUGCCAAGUAACCAAAUUGCCCAGAUCAAGUCAGUUCACGCUGACUGGCCUGCAUAUGUGACAUUCGUCAACAGGACAAAUGUCCCUGUGGAUAUUGCCUGGGUGGAUUACCGGGGAAAACUGGUCAGGUACCGCAACGAGCUUGGCCCCGGGAACAGUCACCACCAGAACACCUAUGUGAGUCAUCCUUGGGUGGCCUGGAGCUCACACAGCCAGGACAAGCUUCUCGUUGGUGGUGGGUUCGUGUUUGAGCCACAGCCAUAUAGAGGAGAACAGACCAGAACCCUUGUGUUCAUUGACCGACCAGUACUGUCAUUGCUGAAACUUUGCAUCAAGAAGAUCCGGUUACUGGUUGGACCUGAUCAAGUUGAAGAUCUAGAAAUCCCCAAAGAUCUGUUCAGAAUACUCAAGAAAAGACACAAUGUGGAGUUUCAAGAUGUCACACGACAGAAUCGACAAUAG